GAGACUGAAACAAUGCGGGCAAUAUACCUAGCUAGCGCUAGCUAAAGUUGUUAUAAACUUUAUUUAAAAAAGAUAGGUUUGUAAGAGCAUGUCAGUAGAGGCGGCCUUGCCCACAGAGGAUGUCGCCCCCCAGACCCUGCUCCACUGCCCUCAGCCCAAGGCCAAGGCACGAGAAGACUCGCUGAAGAUCCUGGACCCCUCAAAGACGAAGCUGUCGUCUCUGGAGACCAAGCGAAUAGCCGGGGUGCUGGACGAAUGCAUCAGUCGGGUGGAGCAAGUGGCUUUACUGCCAGCUGUGCUGGCCCACCUGGAGGAUCUGUCAGGGGGGCUGGGAGAGGAAGUGACCGGGGCCCUAAGGGAGCACCGGCUUCUUGAAGAGAGGCUGGCGAGUCUGGAGAGGACACCCGGUGGUGAGGCCGUGGGGGGGGGAAGAAUCCAGGGAGAAAAAGCCAUCCAGAGCUCCUUGAAGAAAGUGUUGCGUCUGCUCCGAGACCAACCGGCCGCCAGACGCGUUCUGGGAGGGGCGGCGGUGAGAGGGGAGGGCGCCCUGAAGGGACCACCAGGGGUGAGUGGAGGCAUGCAGGCUGUCCUGGGGGGGCUGAUGGAGCUCAAGGGGGUGCUACUGGAGAAGCUGUUGACCAGCCCCACAGAGGAGAGGGAGCAGAGAUGCUACAUGCGGGAAGUGUCUCUGAGGCAUAAAAACAACAUGGAGCUGGUAGCUACGCUGGGAACCGAAGUGGGCGCUUCCAUUAAGGACAGGGACACAGAGAUUGACAAGAAGAACGAGGUUAUCAAGAAGCUGAAGAGCUCCCUGCACCAGAUGGAGAAGAUCUCGGAGGACUUUGUGCUGAGAAUGCAGCAGGACGCCGAGAAGCAGAGCCAAUCAGACGCCAAGACCUCGGAGGGGAAGCAGAGUCGCAUGCAGCAAGAGGCCAAUCAGCUGAGAGUCCAGCUCAACAACCUGAUUGCAGAGAACCGUGAGGUGGAGACCACUCUUCGAAAGAAAAAGUACAAGGUGGAGACAGAGAUCGAGAACUGGAUCCAGAAGUACGACGCUGACAUGGGAGAGAAACAGCUGGAGCUGGAAGACAUGAUGGCCGUGUUUGAGGAGGAGAAGGAGGAGCUGAGGCAGCUGGAGGAGGCCUACGCAGUCCUGGAGGUGGAGUUCAGCCAGAUCCAGGAGGAGAGGCGCCUGGCGGAGGAGAGGAGGGAGGAGGACAGGAGGGUGCUGGAGCUGAAGAGCAAAGCCGCCACCCAGAUCCAGGCCAUGUGGAGAGGCCACCGCGUCCGCAAGGCCAUGAAGGGCAAGGGCAAGGCCAAGAAGGGCAAGAAGGGCAAAGGCAAGAAGGGCAAAUAGAGCCGGUGGAUUUCCUACCCGCUGUUCUGAAGAGCUCUACACCAGUGACCAGUACGUGGUCACUGCAGGUUUUUUCAUUUCAUAUACUGUACCUGGGGGAUUUAUUUGAGUGUU
Molecule: messenger RNA, 1471 nt
Organism: Hypomesus transpacificus
Lineage: Eukaryota; Metazoa; Chordata; Actinopteri; Osmeriformes; Osmeridae
Gene: drc10
Product: IQ motif containing D
Exons: 5
Coding region: 89-1357 (422 amino acids)
Molecular function (GO): protein binding
Source: RefSeq, a predicted model, not a curated record